CUGCUUCUGUGCGGGGAAAGAAGGGCAAAGUCCGAAGCUGGCAUGAAAGGGCGCCGCGCGAGCCGGAGGUAGCCCAGCAGCGUCCAGCCUCGCCUCGCCCCGCCCCGCCCCCCGCGGAACCCUCUGCCGGCGCCAUGGUGCUGGAUAGCUUGGCCCGCAUCGUCAAAGUGCAGCUGCCUGCUUACCUCAAGCGCCUGCCGCUGCCGGAGAGCGUCGGCGGCUUCCUGAGACUCACAGUUUCAGAAUGGCUGCGCUUACUGCCUUUCCUGGGUGUCCUUGCUCUGCUCGGAUAUCUUGCUAUUCGCCCAUUCCUUCCCAAGAAGAAACAGCAGAAGGACAGUUUGAUUAAUAUCAAAAUCCAGAAGGAGAAUCCCAAAGUAGUAAAUGAAAUCAACAUUGAGGACCUCUGUCACACUAAGGCAGUAUACUGCAGAUGCUGGCGCUCUAAAACAUUCCCUGUCUGUGAUGGCUCUCACAACAAACACAAUGAGUCAACGGGAGAUAAUGUGGGCCCUUUAAUACUCAGGAAAAAAGAAGUCUAGCAAACUCUUAAAUAUGCUGUGACUGAAGGGAAGUCCACUUGUAUAUGUAUAUGUUGGGCUUUCAGUCUUGUAAUAAUCACAGGGUUAUAUUUUAGUAUAUUUUUAGAUUAUAUUAAAUUUGUACUUUGUGCUAGAUGUUUGGUAAUGUGUUUUGUAUAACAAAAUUGUACUAUAUCUAUGCUUUGUAAUCAUAGCAGAAUUAUUUUUCACAGAAGUGCAGCACUUGUAGCAAAUAUUAGAUGAUAGAUAGAAAGAUCGAUCGAUCGAUAGAUGAUAGACAGACAGACACACACACACACAUAUCCCUUUAUUCUACUACAGUGUAUUAACACUACAGAUUUAACAGAUUUUAAACGAGUUGGAAGUACUCCCAGAUUGCCACAAAGCUGGGAAUUUUUGGAGGUUGUCAAAGAUUGUAAUGAUUUUCGUCUUAUGUGAGUUUAAGAAUUUGCACACAAGCUGGUAGUUCAGUUUGAACAUGUAUACAGGAAUCACUUUUACACAAAACUUUAGAUAGCCUUCUUUGAUAAUGAUUAAAGAGAUCUAUAAACUAGGAGCAGACUGUUUUUUGCUUUUCAGAAGUGAUACAGAUUGUAUAAAAUUGGCUUGUCUGUGAUUUAGAAAUUAUAUCAUGUGUUUAUAUUUUGAAAUAUAGAGCAGUUCAGUCUGAGAACUACCUAUUUUAUUUGCAAUACUCAUGAUGUUGAGUAAUAACUGGCUGCAUUAAAUGAACUAUAGUAAUUAACCUAUUUGCUACUAAACCAGCUCUUCCCUUAAACAAAUUAGUUCAUGUUACAUGAACAGUAUAGCACUAUGAACUUCAAAUAAUCUAAUGCUUGCCCCCCAUAUUUUCCAAUUCUUCUUGGCCUUUGUAUCCAAUCUACCUAUACAUCUUGUACAUAGUUAAGUUCAGAUUCCCAUGUGCAAGAGUAACUGUCAGGGUUCCAAGGAACACCCCAGUAACAUUAGGUAAUCAUGGUCUACAUUUUACAUUGUAUUAAAUUGUAUGUGCUAGAAAAUAUCAGUUGCUCCAAAGGACCCAGGCAAACAAAUAAGGGAAUAGCAAAUGAUGCUAGAUUAAAGUGUAUACCAACUAUUUAUUCUGUUACAAAAAUGGGCUGAAAUUAAAAAAAAUCUUAGACAUUGUAUAGUCACAUAAAAUGUAAAUUCCUUUUCUCCAUCCUCCUGACUCUCUAGAAUUUCUCCAUAAACAGAAUCUAAUUUUCUAACAAAGCAGUUUGCAGUGUUAGUUUCCUAUCUGGUGAGGCGAUUGCUUGUAAAACUUAAAUUUUAUAUCUGGUGUCCCAAAUAUUUCCAUUAAUUCUGUAAGUCCCUUGUCUGCAUGCUUAACCACAUAAGAAUUAUUGCUAGAAAUAUACAAAUGCUUACUAUCAGUUUCUUUCUAGAGAAAAAUAAUGCAUUUCUGCUUAAAAACAAACAGCUGAGAUUCUUUUUUUACUAUCACUGUGUUUUUUAAAAAGCAAUGUUUGCAGUUUUUAUAUUUCUGAUCAUGGAGAACAAGGAUCUUUCUUGAAAUGUAUGAUACUGGACCAGGGGUAGGUUUUAAAACCCAUCGCUUCAGGUUCACUUGUGGGCGUGUGCACAUUUAUGUAUGCAUGCAACACUUCUACACAUGCACAGAAGCUUCUGGACAUGUGCAGAAGCAUCCGGGUAGGUGGGCGGAGCCUCCCGCUGCUGCCGCUACUGGUUCACCCAACCAGGGCGAACCGGUAGCAACCCACCACUGUACUGGGCAAUGAUAUGAACUAUGAACUGGAGGAAAUUUCAGGAGGUUACAAAAUGACAAAUAAGGUAAACAAAUAUGUACCAACAGUCCACACAUUUUUAAAUUGUCAAGGUUGAAAAACAUUGAUUUAUCUACGUGAGGGGAAAAAUGUGGGUGGCUAAGCCAAUGAGCUAGUUACCUACUAUGAUUUUUACUGUCACUGAAAAUGUUCUUCAAAUAACAGGAAAUGAGAAAAUUUUCAGCUGGUAAAUAAUGAAGAAGAACUGAGGGUUGAGAUGUCUCAUAAAAAAGGUCCCAAUGUAGUUUUGCUUUGAAAAAGAGAAUAAUUCCAAGAAAUGCCACCAUCAAUGCUAUUUGCAAACUUUUCUCAAACCACCAGAACAAAGUUUCAAGAGUUCUGGGAGACUGAUAAAUGAAAUACACAAGAAAAUCCAGUGCCAAGAAUAUUACUUAUUUUUAGAAUAUAUUAUUUCUAAAUUAUUAUUCUUAUUAUUAGAAUAUGGGGUAUUCUGUUUUGUUUAGUUUAGUUUAGUUUAUUGUCAUUGCACCUCGUACAAUAAAAUUAAAUGCCAUCUUCACUGGAGAUUAAAAUGGUUCCUAACCCUAUAAAAUGGUUCCUAACCCUAAUGGAAGGCAGGCUACCAACCUGCCUUCCAUUGAGGACCUGUAUACUGCACGAAUCAAGAAGAGGGCCAUGAAAAUAUUUAGACCCCUCGCAUCCUGGACAUAAACUGUUUCAACUCCUACCCUCAAAACGACACUAUAGAGCACUGCACACCAGAACAACUAGACACAAGAACAGUUUUUCCCCGAAGGCCAUCACUCUGCUAAACAAAUAAUUCCAUCAACACUGUCAAACUAUUUACUGAAUCUGCACUACUAUUAAUCCUCUCAUAGUUCCCAUUACCAAUCUCUUUCCAUUUAUGACUGUAUGACUAUAACUUGUUGCUGGCAAUCCUUAUGAUUUAUAUUGAUAUAUUGACCAUCAAUUGUGUUGUAAAUGUUGUACCUUGAUGAAUGUAUCUUUUUUUUUUAUGUACACUGAGAGCAUAUGCACCAAGACAAAUUCCUUGUGUGUCCAAUCACACUUGGCCAAUAAAAAAAUUCUAUUCUAUUCUAUUCUAUUGGCUUUUUCCAAAGCUUUAAAAAAUUAGCUAUGUACUUGUCUCUGGGGCUCAGAAUGUAUUAAGGGCCCUAAUACUUGGCUUUAUGAUUAGUUUAUUGACAAUCAGUGAUUAUACUUGCGCUUAUUUAUUUUGUGGGUAUUUUUAUUAUUUUUAAAUUUUUUAAAUUGUUUUGUUUAAUAAUUUUAGAAUUGUGAGCCACCCAGAGUCACUUAAUUGAGUUAGGAGCUACAGAAAUUGAAUAAAUAAAGCCUCACUUCUACAAAAAAAACAAAAAAACCCUUCCUUGUGUUAUUAUAGCAAAUGGUUUCAAUUGUUUACAUGGGGAUAGGGGCGAGUCUUGUGCAAUGUUCCUAUUUGUAUAAGAAAUCUUGAACCUCUGACUUCUAAACUGUCUGACAAUCCUGAUGAGGUUCUCAGAACCCUGGAAUGGAUUUGGACUAUUUUUCUGUGUUCUCUUGUUUAAAAAAAAACACUUCAUGGAAGUUUCUGUUCUGGUUACAUUUUUGGUUACUGUUUUAUCUCUUCAGUCUGAAAAUAAAACUGCUGACCUCCACAGCAAUUGUGUGCCUGUGAUUGAAACUUGAAGCAGCACAGAUUGUCCUGGCAGCAAAACAAAUGCCCAACUUUGCUAUAGACCAUAAGGACACAAUAUGUAUUUAGGUGGGGAAAACUGUAUAACUGUUACCUGACCUGCCAUUCAUUAUCAAAUCAAAUAAAAAUGCUGAAAUCGUGUGAAGAUUAAAUAAGAUAGUGAAUAAAAUAUGUGUCUGUGUGUACAUGAAAUGAACUGACAGUACGUCUAAAUUAUUAAUUUGGUCUAAAUUAUUAAAAAUAGAAAUUGUUUGGUUGCUAUCAAAUCGUGUCACUUCCUAGUGACUAUAUGGAUAGAUUUUCUCCAAAUGGUUAUCUCUUUAACUUGGCUUUUAGGUCUUUUACUGUUGUCAUUAAAUCUACCUAUCUCCCAUUUAGACUUGUCUUCCAACUCUUAUUUUCCAGUCCCUUUAUUGAGCAGCUACUCUGGCAAGGCUUGGAGAGUAGGUGGGAACAGUGUACUGUAUAUGUUAGUAAAAUCUUGCUAUAAUGUAACCAAUAAAGUUGGCUUAACAAAA
Ahaetulla prasina is the source of this 4525-nucleotide messenger RNA. RefSeq names its product CDGSH iron-sulfur domain-containing protein 2. Gene Ontology annotation, biological process: regulation of autophagy; autophagy of mitochondrion. Lineage: Eukaryota; Metazoa; Chordata; Lepidosauria; Squamata; Colubridae. Gene Ontology annotation, cellular component: intracellular membrane-bounded organelle; mitochondrial outer membrane. The transcript has 3 exons. Bases 135 to 542 code for a protein of 135 amino acids. The record is from RefSeq and is a predicted model, not a curated record. Gene Ontology annotation, molecular function: 2 iron, 2 sulfur cluster binding.